AUGUCUUCUCAAGGAAACGGCAAUGAUGACUCUCACAUGAUCGAUGAUGAUCAACAGCAAGAGGGAACAGCAACAACGCCAGGCACUCCAUCAAGCAGAAAAAGCAUAGACCCUCUUAAACUCACGGUCAGAGAGUUGAAGAGUAUUCUCAAAGAUUACGUCGAGUUACCACCCGAACAACAAAAGAAGGCUUACUAUGUAGAUUUGUACAACAAAUAUGUUGUAAAUGCUACUGGAGAUGCUACUACUCCUGCAUCAUCGGAUAAGAAACGUAAAUCCGAUGCUGUGGAAAAUAUUGCCUCUGAUGAUGAAGAGGAGAGCCAAGAACCAGAACACAAAAAAGUUAAGCCAACAUCACAGUCUCCACAAAACGAGUUUCAACAAGCAAGUCAAGCAAAAUCACCAGCUGCAAGUAGUAGCGAGAUCACUUCAAAUGUUGAAGUUACGAGAAAAACAAAAUCAUUGGCUCCUUCCGAUCUUCCACAAAAACCAAGCGAGGAAACACCAACUACAAAUGCAGCUAAUAGAAGAAAAACUGUUGGUACUGCUGCAUCUUCGUCAGGCCGUUCAACACAACAAAUGAUUUACAGAAAAAAAACUAGCGAAAUUAAUCCAAAGUUGUUCCAAACAACUCCAAUAUCAAGCAGAAUUUCUGUUUCAUCUCCUUUUGUUCACGACAAUGCAGAGGGCGUAGAUCCAAGACCAAGCGAAGUGGAAAGCAGCUCAUCAGUGAGACAAGUCCUACUUAGUACCUUCAUGUUACUUGUUUGGUCUGUACUAUUCUUCUGCAUUUAUUUAUUCUUCUUUGGACAAAGAGAUCCUCAUUUGCCUUAUGGAGGUGUCUACUGCAAUUCUGAAGACGGUCUUCUCAGAUUGAAACCUGAGGAAGGAUGUUUACCUUGCCCUGAUUAUGGCUAUUGUAUUGGAGGAAGACUACUCAAGUGUGACGACGGUUAUAUCAUGAAAAACGCUGUUUGUGUGAAGGAUGAAAGAAUUCCACUUGCUAGUAUUCAACUCAUUAAUGAUCUACAAGCCGAGUUGUCAAGUUUGGCUGGAAAAUACGAAUGUGGAGAAGCAAAACAAAAGACAAAACGAUUGGAAGACGUCAAAAAGUCUCUUGCAACAAAGCCAUAUGCUGUCGGACUAGAUGAAAAUUUGGUGAUGGACCAAGUCGCUCAGCUCAUCAAGAGCUCUCCUGAAAACUUCCAGCUUGUAAUUUCUGAAGAAAUAAUUGACAAUUCUGACGGAAAAGUUUCAGUAAUUUAUUCAACCAAUCCAUCUCUUCCUUUCCAAUGCAGAGUGUCAAAAACUGUAACGGAAAAUAAGGGAGUUAUUGGUACUAUUCUGAUUUUGGCCAUUUUUGUUGUCAUUGGAAACGUAAUCAAGAAGAGAGUUGACAAGGAACGAGUAGAUUUCGAAGACCUUGUUAGAAUUGCAUUGACAAGAAUUAAGGAAAGAUCUGAGAUUAUUGUUGAGCACUUGAGAGAUGAACUCAAGGAAGACUAUGGCGACCAAAUUAACGUGGACAAGUUGUGGCCAAAAGUUGAAGACUUCCUUAGUCAAGACACUCGCAUCAGAGAGGCUCCAGCUCAACAAGGUAGAGCUUAUGCUUGGAAUGUCAUUGACAAUCAAUCAACACCAAGAGCUUCGACACCUUCAGAAUAA
Molecule: messenger RNA, 1665 nt
Organism: Naegleria lovaniensis
Lineage: Eukaryota; Heterolobosea; Eutetramitea; Acrasida; Naegleriidae
Exons: 1
Coding region: 1-1665 (554 amino acids)
Cellular component (GO): nuclear inner membrane
Molecular function (GO): chromatin binding
Source: RefSeq, a predicted model, not a curated record